Molecule: messenger RNA, 786 nt
Organism: Puma concolor (puma)
Lineage: Eukaryota; Metazoa; Chordata; Mammalia; Carnivora; Felidae
Source: RefSeq, a predicted model, not a curated record
AUGGAGUCCGGGCGGGGCCCGCGGGGCUGCACGGAGAGCCUGACCCCUCCCUGCGUGCCCCCCAGCUUCACAUGGAGCGACUCCCGCCUGCACCGAGGCCUGGUGACCCUGUUGACCGGCGAGAUUGCUGCCGCCUUCAGCCGAGAGUUCCGGACACUGUAUGCGGCCUCCUGGCCACUCCCGUCCGCGCCCACCUCGGGCCCCUUCGUCAGCAUCAUGGGGGGGCUGCAGCUGGCCCACAACCCCCACCGUGUGGCCCGCCGCCGCUCUGUGGCCCCCGUGUCACCGCCACCGCCCGAUGGCCCGCUGGCCCAACGCUUGGCCGCCUGCCGAGUCUUUGACGGGGACAGGCAGGAGACCCCGGCCGCCCCAGGGCCGGCGCUGAGCGACAUCCUGAGGAGUGUCCAGCGCGCCCGGACCCCCAGCGGCCCCCCCGCCCGGCCCAGCCACUCCCUGUGGGACCUGAGCCGCCUGUCCCAGCUGUCCGGCUCCAGCGACGGUGACAACGAGCUCAAGAAAUCCUGGGGUUCCAAGGACACCCCCGCGAAGGCCCUGAUGAGGCAGCGGGGCAUGGGAGGGGCCCCCUGGGGUGAGACAGAACCCCGUCCUCUGGGCCGGUCCCAGCCCCCAGGCGGCCCCCUCCCCGUCCUCCCUGCCCGCCGCCUCCGCCAUCUGUCCCCGACCAGAAGGAGGUUUGGUGAGGAUGCCACCUCCAAACUGCAGGAGCCCCGAGGCACCCAGCAGCCAGACUGGGCUGCCCAGGCAGGACUCAGGGGGCGACCCUGA